Messenger RNA from Lacerta agilis (Sand lizard), 4233 nucleotides. It is a transcript of the gene GXYLT1, whose product is annotated as glucoside xylosyltransferase 1. Lineage: Eukaryota; Metazoa; Chordata; Lepidosauria; Squamata; Lacertidae. The record is from RefSeq and is a predicted model, not a curated record. Gene Ontology annotation, molecular function: UDP-xylosyltransferase activity. Bases 69 to 1400 code for a protein of 443 amino acids. Gene Ontology annotation, biological process: protein O-linked glycosylation via N-acetylgalactosamine. The transcript is spliced from 8 exons.
CCGCCGCUGGCGUUCCCGCUCCCGGUUAGGCCCCGGCUGCUGCGCGGUGCAGCCGGGGCCGCCGGAGGAUGAGCCGCCGGCUGGUGCAGGUGGUCUUGCUGUGCCUGGGCUGCGGCUUGUGCUCCUUGCUCUACGCCUUCAGCCAACUGGCUCUGUCGCUGGAGCAGGAGGCGGCCCGGCGCCAGGGGGACUCUGCCUUGCCCGUGCGCAGGCAGCUCAGGGGCGGCAGCGGCGGCGGAGCCUGGAGGGCCGCGGCGGGAAGCGCAGGCUGCAGCCAGCGAGAGCCGCCGGAAAGGUGUAAGAAUGUGUCUGUAUCCUAUUGGAAUUCCUAUUGGAUGCUGCCCUCUGAUGUUUGUGGAAGGAACUGCUUUUGGGAAGCUGCUCGUAGAUAUGAUUUUGUGAAAAAGCAACCUUUGGAGAAGAUGCACCUGGCCGUAGUAGCCUGUGGCGAAAGGUUGGAAGAGACGGUUACCAUGUUGAAAUCAGCCAUUAUUUUCAGCAUCAAACCCCUGCACUUUCAUAUUUUUGCAGAGGACCCAUUACACACCGAGUUCAGAGAAAUACUUGAUGGUUUGGCGUAUCAAGGAAAAUUUAAUUAUACUUUAUACCCCAUCUCGUUUCCAGCUGAGAAUGCAGCUGAAUGGAAGAAACUGUUCAAGCCCUGUGCAUCUCAGAGGCUUUUCUUGCCAUUAAUCCUCAGAGAUGUGGACUCUCUGCUCUAUGUUGACACGGACAUCUUGUUCCUAAGACCUGUUGAUGAUAUUUGGUCCUUCUUGAAAAAAUUCAAUUCCACUCAAAUUGCUGCAAUGGCACCUGAACACGAGGAACCUCGCAUCGGGUGGUAUAACCGUUUUGCCAGGCACCCGUAUUAUGGAAAGACUGGAGUCAAUUCUGGAGUAAUGUUAAUGAACAUGACCCGCAUAAGAAGAAAACAUUUCAAGAAUGAUAUGACCACAGCACGGUUACGGUGGGAAGAAAUUCUGAUGCCGUUGCUGAAAAAAUAUAAGUUGAACAUAACAUGGGGCGAUCAGGAUCUUCUGAACAUUAUGUUUUUUCAUAAUCCAGAAAGCCUUUUUGUUUUCCCUUGCCAAUGGAACUAUCGGCCUGACCACUGUAUUUAUGGAAGCAACUGCCAACAGGUUGAUCAGGAAGGAAUAUUCAUCCUCCAUGGAAACAGAGGGGUUUACCAUGAUGAUAAACAGCCAGCUUUUCGAGCUGUGUAUGAUGCAAUAAGAAAUUAUUCAUUUGGUGAUGACUUGGUACAUGCCUUGUUGCUACCCCUUGAACUGGAGCUACAAAAGACACAGCACACUUACUGUGGAAGAAUAUACAAAGUAUUCACAAAGCAGCUAACCAAAAGCAUAAGGGACAUUUGCGAUAGAAGAUCUAAAGGAAGGUGAUCAUCAUAGGCUCCCCAAACUUUUGAAUUAAACAACACAGAUGUGAGAGAAUAUAUGAUGCCUGAAGGAUAUUCAUGAAAGAAACGGCACAUUGCUCUAAUCAGUUGUUAUGUCGAGAAGUAUGCCGAAAACUAUCUCCCAGUGUGGACAAAAUGAAGAUGCUGUUCUUCUUGAAGAAUUCUCUGCAGGAAGAAAAGCAUACUGCAGAGAACUGUUUGAAGUUCAGUUAGUACACAUUUUCACAACGGUGAAUUGUAACUGAGUCAAGUGUUGCAGAGUUUUGGAUUCAGGUUCCCCCCCCCCUAUAUAAUAUAAUUAAGUUUCUUUAUAACCUCAAAUGCGUCAGAUACAAAUGAAGGUCUUUAUGUUGUAUAAAUGACUGUACACUUUGUCAUUCCUAAUCUCAAAUUCUGAUAAAACUGUGAACAUUGCCGUAACGGAGUCAGCACUAACCUCACUUUAAAAGCGUGAGAACAAAUUGUUUACAAAUCUCAGAAGUUAUUCAGUUUUCAGAGGAAUGUGUUGUGACUGAUGACAAUCUGUAUGUGCCUUUGUCUUCAUCUCUUGUAUUUUACAAUAUUUUGACAAUCAUGUUUUACUUUUUUUAGAUGUAUUCUGCACCUUCCACUCUAGAAAUAAAUACCUAGUGGAAGCAAAGCUAGUGUCACAUGUAGUUAAUGAUAUAUUGGCGUAAACCAGGAUUGGGGAAUCUGUGGCUGCUGUCGAUGAGCAUUGGCCAUGCUGGCUGGGGCUGAUGACAACUGGGAUCCAACAACAUCUGGAAGGCAACAGUUUCCCCACUUCUGCUAUAAACAACAGCUGGGACCCAAAGAUCUACAUAGGCAUGCUAAAGAGCUUGGCCCAGUGGACCCCGUUUCCAUAUCCCAAACCAGUUUUGGAAGCCUUAACAGCAUCAGACGCAAUUUGCAACAUGGCAUGAAGGCUGUGGUUUGAGACGUCCACACCCAGAUCCCCUUUACAAGUCCAGAACUAGUGUGAUUCUUUGGGUACCGACCAACAUUUUAACAUGGUUGAACUAAACCCCAAAAUAAUAUGGCUAGAUUUACUAAGGCAAAAUAUGAUAUAUAUUUUAUAUAGUUGUUAUUAAAUUUGAAUAAGAUUUUUAUAUUUUCUUACUGGCCCUUCUGGAAGAAGGAAAAAAAACGCGUUGUGAAAUAUACUAUAGUUUAUUAUGAAAAUAUUUUAUUCACUCAGCUCCACAUACAGUAGGCUUAGUCAUAAAAUAAUGAUGUGUGGAUGGGCUGUUUACUCAUCCUGAUUUGACAGUUGUUUGCUUACCCAAAUAGUUAUUGUAUAUUUUGCAACAAAGCUUUAAAACGAUUGGCCAGAAUCUGUGUUUUGUUACAAAUGUCUGAUUUCAGUGGAACCAUAAUAUGGUGCUCUCGUUGUAAUGUUGGUUUGGAAUUAAUAUGUUAAUAUGCUAUAGCAGUAGUAAUUAAUGACUGCAAAAUAUUUUACUGCAUAAAAUGCUAUUUUCAUUACAGUACUUAAUUAUUAUUAUUAUUAUAAUAUUAUACAUAUCGUGAGAAUGAAGUUGGUCAUAUCGGAACAUGGAAGUUACCCCACCUUGUCUAACUGGAUCUAGCUUUCUUGCAGGGGUGAGACACCUGAGACCUUCCAGAUUUUACUGGAGUACAACACCCAACAACCCUGGUGUCUGGAGCAGAUCAGAGCUGGAGUUCAGUGACAUCUGGAGGGCCCCAGUUUCCUCAUCCCUCUUCUUCUGCUUUAGCAUAGGCUGACAUCCCAGAACUUAGCAUCCACUCUAAAAAUGUAAUGUAUCCUUUACUCUCCUCACUGCAGCUCCUACUAUAUAGCACAGAGAACGUUCAGAAAAGGGCAUAUGCAGUGCAUGGUAAGAUGUGAAACCUCUGCUGUUAUUAAAUGGCAGGUGGGACCUGCAGCAAAAUCUUGCAGUGUAUCUGCUCUAACAGUUCUGGGUGCCAGCCAGCCAUGAUUAUUUGACUCUCCCGUCUACCAGUUUCCCUUUCCAAUUGACACAGAAUAUUCCAUGGCUACAGGGCAUGCUAAAUCAUCUAUGGACUGAUGAUUCUUCUUCUUUUUGUGACGGGGUAGGGAUUUGACCCUUAGGUUUAAAACAUUUUUUGUACCUCUGCAAACCUUGGGAUUUUCCCUACCUUUCUGAGCAUGCUGAUGCCUCCGUUUGAUGCCUCCCAGUGGCCCUGUUUCAGCUUCAAACCUGUUAGCAAUCACCAGCUGAGUUCACUGUUAGAGGGAUGAUAAUCGACUGGUGAAAAUUAAUGCCACAUCUCAUUUUUAGUUGUUAAUUUCAGUUGACAAAAGCUGGUGUACCCCAAGUUUACUUCAGUUUGCAGAUGUUAAAAAAGCCGGGGAGAAUUAUUUCAGAAAAUAAUUUGGCAAUGGGUCACCUUUCUUAUCCAAUCUUUUGGAAUGCCGUUGGCAUAUUUGUCCCAGUGAAUGCCACACUAAGAGCAAAACCACUUUCAUAUUUUGGAAGCUAGCAUUUGGCUCAUUGAAAGGAAUCACCUUAUCCUUUUUGUGUCUCACUGUUCAUAACUAUAGCUCAAGUAUUAAGGUGUUUUGAUGUCUUGCUAAAUUUAUUUAUGUACAUUUAUAGACUGCUCAGUUGUUCAAAUUUCUAAGUGGUGAAAAAAGCUUGUUUUAAUACUGAAACAUGGGUAUAGAUAAGGAUUAAGUUCUAUGAAGUCAUGCUGUAAUUUUACUUUAAUCGUGUACAUGUUCUCUCAGAAAAUGGACAGAACUGGAGGCCAGUUGGCUCCUAUGCGAAGCAUUGUGACAAUUAUUUUUACAUAAACUGUGUUUUGUAUUA